This is a messenger RNA of Naegleria gruberi, 426 nucleotides long. RefSeq lists its product as uncharacterized. The transcript is spliced from 2 exons. Gene Ontology annotation, cellular component: ciliary basal body. NCBI's taxonomy places the organism in Eukaryota, Heterolobosea, Eutetramitea, Acrasida, Naegleriidae. The record is from RefSeq and is a predicted model, not a curated record. Bases 1 to 426 code for a protein of 141 amino acids. Gene Ontology annotation, biological process: cilium assembly; protein polyglutamylation.
AUGGUACUCUUAUUGGAUGUUAGAGAUACAGAUGAAUAUUCAGUAUGUCACAUCCAGACAGCUUAUAGAUAUCCAGCUGCUACAGUGAAUAGAACUGUUAAUCCAUUUACACCUGAAAUGCUUUCUUUUAAAAAUCAUCCUCUCAAAAAAAUUGUAAUAUAUGACAGGGACGAAAAGAUUGCUUGUCCUGCUGCCAACCUUCUCUUUGAAAAGGGUUUUGAUAAUAUUGUAGUUCUUAGUGGAGGCUUACAAGAAUUCUUCCAAAAACACCCAGAGCUCAUUGUUGGAGAAGUGCCAAAGGAAUGGUAUCCUCCUGUUCUAAAGAAGAAAACAAGACCUCCUUCUGUCGCUAGCUUGAACUCAACAAAGAAGGCUUCGAUUACAAAAGAGAAGACGAAAUCAACAGGACCAAAACCAUUCAAGUAA